AUGGAUUUGAUUUCUGUGCCUGAAGUUCUUGAUAGUUAUAAUUAUCUUUAUAAGUAUGAAGUUGUUUAUGAGGAAAGUGAAAAGUCUGAAUUGCAGUGGAAACAAGUCAACAGUGAUGCGGAUGCAUAUGAAAUGUAUAAUGAUUAUGCAUUUCGGCAUGGAUUUAGUAUUAGGAAAGGGAAAGUUCGAUAUGUUGGUAGUUCAAGUGUUUGGAGAGGCAGAAAUUAUGUAUGUUCAAAUGCUGGUUUGAAGGAUACUUCUUCCAAGGUGCCUAGGAAGUAUUCUAAGUUGGAUUACCGUACAUGUUGUGAAGCUUACAUUGAUUUUGUUAUUGAUGAGAAAGGUGUUUGGACUGCUGUUAAACACAAUAUGGAUCAUAAUCAUGCUAUGAUACCUGUUGAGAAAAGAUAUCUCCUUAGGUCUCAAAGGAAAAUUCAAGGUGAGCAUUUGAAGUUCAUAAGAACUAUGAAGGCUAGUGGGGUUAGGGUUACGGAUUCUCUUCGUGCUUUAAGGAAAGAAGUUGGUGGAUCUCCUAAUCUAUGCUACACUGUUACUGAUGUUUACAACACUUUAGCUAUUGAAAAAGCCGGCAGAUUAGAAGGUGGUGAUUGUAAUGCUUUGAUCAAGUCUUUUGCUGCAAGACAAGCCAAGGAGAGUGACUUUUAUUAUGAGUUUGAGGUUGAUGGAAAUCAUGCCCUUUGUAGUGUAUUUUGGAGGGAUGGAAGAAUGCGAAGGGAUUAUGAAGCUUUUGGUGAUUUGAUGGUGUUCGAUACCACCUAUAGAACUAACAAAUAUGGCAUGAUUUGUGCCCCUUUUGUUGGUAUGAAUCACCAUUGUAAUAAUGUCAUGUUUGGAAUGAGUUUUGUUCUUGAUGAAAAGACCAGCAGUUUUGUAUGGUUGUUUGAGGCUUUUAUGAGAUCUAUGGGAGGAUGUCGAGAUCCCAUAACCUUAAUGACUGAUCAAGCCCCUUCAAUUGCUGCAACAAUUCGACAAAUAUUUCCAAGCACCCGGCACCGUUUGUGCACUUGGCACCUUGGUGAGAAUUCAAAGACCAAUAUAGGAGGACUCAGAAUAUUAAAAGGGUUUCCAGAAGUAUUCGAUUUUUUCCUUAAAAUGAUGACAAAAUACAAGUGUUCAGAAAAUGAUUGGUUAAAUCACUUGUAUGAUAUCAAAGAGAAAUGGUGUCCUGCUUAUUCAAAAGAUUAUUUUUCGGGUGGAGUUUUGUCAUCCCAAAGGAGUGAAACAACAAAUCAUUCUGCUUCCAAUAGAUUGAAUAAAACAGAUGGUUUGAGUGACUUUUACAGUACUUUUAUUGAUGUUAUAUCAGAGUGGAGGAGUAAAGAAAGUAAGCAAGAUUUCCGUUUUUUGAGGGGUAACCAUCAUCUUGCAGUAGCUAAUGUUCGUUUGCUCAUACACGCUAGGGAGAUUUAUACUAUUUCUGUGUAUGUUGUUUUUGAGGAUCAAUUUGCUAAAGGAAUUGCAUGUUGUCAAGAGCGGAAGCAUGAAGAUGAUGAGACUAUUUGUUAUUAUGUUUGGAGGCCAAAUAAGGACAUUAUUAGGCAUGAAGUUACUUAUGAAAAAUUUACUUUCAAUAUCAAUUGA
Chenopodium quinoa (quinoa) is the source of this 1602-nucleotide messenger RNA. Its product is annotated as protein FAR1-RELATED SEQUENCE 5-like. The record is from RefSeq and is a predicted model, not a curated record. The transcript has 4 exons. Lineage: Eukaryota; Viridiplantae; Streptophyta; Magnoliopsida; Caryophyllales; Amaranthaceae. Gene Ontology annotation, biological process: regulation of DNA-templated transcription. Bases 1 to 1602 code for a protein of 533 amino acids.